Messenger RNA from Chionomys nivalis (European snow vole), 1278 nucleotides. RefSeq names its product BTB/POZ domain-containing protein 10-like. The record is from RefSeq and is a predicted model, not a curated record. Lineage: Eukaryota; Metazoa; Chordata; Mammalia; Rodentia; Cricetidae. Gene Ontology annotation, cellular component: cytoplasm. Gene Ontology annotation, biological process: positive regulation of phosphorylation.
GUCGACCAUGCUAAAAUGAGCCUGCACGGUGCUAGUGGGCGACACGGGCGAUCAAGAGACAGACGAAGGUCAUCUCAUGAGCGAGCAGAGUCUCCUACUCCUUGUAUUCGAAAUGUGACUUCACCAACACGACAGCACCAUGUUGAACAAGAGAAAGGUCGUAGUUCAUCUCGUCCAAGCAAUCCUCAUCCUCAAAGAGCGUCACCGGAUGGCUGCAUGAGCAGUGCCGGGAGCCGCAGAAACAGCAGUCAGUCGAGCUCAGAUGGUAGCUCUACGACAUCCGGGGAGAUGGUGUUUGUGUAUGAGAACGCGAAAGAAGGCGCUCGGAGCGUGAGGACAUCUGAGCGAGUGACACUGAUAGUAGAUGACACCAGAUUUGUCGUGGACCCGGCCAUUUUCACUGCACAGCCAAAGACAAUGUUGGGCAGGAUGUUUGGAUCUGGCCGAGAACAUAAUUUCACGCGUCCUAAUGAAAAGGGAGAGUAUGCGGUGGCAGAAGGAAUCGGGUCUACUGUGUUUCAAGCUAUUUUGGAUUACUAUAAGACAGGAAUCAUCCGCUGUCCUGAUGGCAUAUCUAUUCCUGAGCCGAGAGAAGCUUGCGAUUACCUUUGUGUCUCUUUUGAAUACAGUACAAUUAAAUGUAGAGAUCUCAGUGCCCUUAUGCAUGAGUUAUCAAACGAUGGUGCUCGUAGACGAUUUGAAUUUUAUCUGGAAGAAUUGAUCCUCCCUCUCAUGGUAGCGAGCGCCCAGAGUGGGGAACGAGAGUGCCAUAUAGUGGUGCUUACAGAGGAUAAUGUGGUUGAUUGGGAUGAGAAGAAUCCACCACAGAUGGGAGAGGAAUAUUCACAAAUUAUCUAUAGCACAAAAUUAUAUAGAUUUUUAUUUUUCAAGUACAUUGAAAACAGAGAUGUGGCCAAAUCAGUUUUGAAGGAGAGGGGUCUUAAGAAGAUUAGAUUGGGAAUCGAAGGGUAUCCUACCUACAAAGAAAAAGUAAAGAAAAGGCCAGGAGGUCACCCCGAAGUCAUUUACAACUACGUCCAAAGACACUUUAUUCGAAUGUCCUGGGAGAAGGAAGAAGGAAAGAGUCGGCAUGUAGACUUUCAGUGUGUAGAGAGUAAAUCUAUCACCAACCUGGCAGCGCCUGCCACAGACAUUCCCCAGGACCAGCGGGUAGUCAUGCACCCUACUCCACAGCUGGAUGAGCUGGAGAUCCUCCCUAGCCACCCUGCCUCGGGCAAUAAUGACCUCAAUCCUGAUGCACAGAAUCCAAUGCUGUGA